This is a messenger RNA of Fusarium poae, 2523 nucleotides long. RefSeq lists its product as uncharacterized. Bases 1 to 2523 code for a protein of 840 amino acids. The transcript is spliced from 2 exons. Lineage: Eukaryota; Fungi; Ascomycota; Sordariomycetes; Hypocreales; Nectriaceae. Gene Ontology annotation, molecular function: protein kinase activity; ATP binding. The record is from RefSeq and is a predicted model, not a curated record. Gene Ontology annotation, biological process: protein phosphorylation.
AUGGAUGGACCACCGAGUGUAGAGGAAUUGACAAGACUCCUACGAGAAGCUGAGCAGCGCGCGGAGGAAGCAGAGAGAGAACGACAGGAGGAGAGACAACGCGCCGAUGAAGCAGAGAGAGAACGGCAGGAGGAGCGACAACGCGCCGAGAGGGAACAACAACGCGCCGAUGAAGCAGAGAGAGAACGGCAGGAGGAGCGACAACGCGCCGAUGAAGCAGAGAGAGAACGGCAGGAGGAGCGACAACGCGCCGAUGAAGCAGAGAGAGAACGGCAGGAGGAGCGACAACGCGCCGAUGAAGCAGAGAGAGAACGGCAGGAGGAGCGACAACGCGCCGAUGAAGCAGAGAGAGAACGGCAGGAGGAGCGACAACGCGCCGAUGAAGCAGAGGAACAAACACGACUCACGACGCUUGACGAAUACAUUGCAGCUUGCCAUGACUCCGUUUUCUCUCGCUUCGCCAUCGAAACAGAUCCAAAACUGACCUCAAAGGGCCCGUUGACCAACCCGCGUAACAAGUGGUGUCCUAAAAACCUCAGGCCAUGGCCCAACUUCCUUCAUCAACAGAAGGUCACCUUCGGUACACUGCACCAUUCAUUUCCUACCGAAAGCCGCCUUUUCGAGAACCGAAACUUCCUGGCCGGCAUGGGGAACCGGGUCUCCCAACGACCGAUAGGAGACGAGAAGACGCUCGAAUAUUUCCUACAUAAUAGCGUGGAGGAUCCGGUUAGGGCCAUCGUACAACAGCUUAAACAGGUCGAAGAGGUCGGCAGGGAUUUUCAGAUCGGAGAUGGUGUCGUCUUUGAGAACCAUCCCCAUGCCCUCAGCGAUGUUGCCGAAGAAGUGGUUGAGAGGGAGACCCCAUCGACACCGCCGCGGACGCCGGACCACGGAAUAGAUCUCAACCAGUUGCGGCCGGAUCAAAUCUGCGUCUAUCGAUCCGACAACACGCCGUCUUCCCAGCGCACAAUGGUUUACGUUUCCGAGUACAAGCCGCCCCACAAGCUGACCGCUCCGCACCUUCGCCUCGGUCUCCGCCCCAUGGACAUCUACAGGGAAGUUGUGAACCGAAGGACGAUUCCAACUUCUAUUAACCCUGACGCGCGUUUCCAGUACCACGCGGAGAAGCUGACGGCAUCUGCCAUCACGCAGACGUAUCACUACAUGAUUGAAAGCGGCCUUGGGUAUGGUCUUCUUACUACUGGCGAGGCUAUUGUGUUUCUCAACAUCGACUGGGACGACGACCCUGAGACUCUGUACUAUCAUCUAGCAGAGCCUGGUCCGGAGGUGUCGGCACAUCCAAACAACCUCCAUAUAUGCACGGCUGUCGGUCAAUAUCUAGCGUUCACCCUCAUGGCUCUCGGUGCGCCUGGAGAGCGACGGGAGAUUAGCCAGGAGGAACGUCAAAAAGCUAUGAAUGGCUUGAAGAGGUGGUCUGAGGACUUCGAAUCGACAUUCCGUUCUAUCCCAGAAAAUGAACGAUCGGUGUCGUCAGCCUACUCUCCUGGCCAUGAACCUACCACCUACAAGGAUGUCGAUCGGUCGCCGGCCUUGCCGCGCAGAAGGACGCGUCGAACUGCCAAGUGCCAGAUUGGCGAGGGGUCGUUGAGGAAGGACGGCAAGCCGGAGCCAUCUGAUGACGAGUCGGCAUCCAGGCCACCGGACACGCCUACGCCAACUGGACGAAACACAAGACAAGGAACCAGGCGGAGCCGGCGACUGGCGUUGCGGCCGCCGCGCGAGACGGCGAGCAGGGUCGGCAGUACUUGCCCGAACGUGGCGCUUCACUGCGGGAGCUGCGCUACCGCCCGCGCACGUCAUCCUGUCGACCACAAGGAGUGGCUUCGCCUACUCCGGAAGCAGCUGGAACAGUCUCUCGACGACGGGAUCAGGCCAUUGGGGGAAGGUGGUGCGCGGGGUGUGCUUUUCCAAGUGACCCUACUUGCUCAUGGCUACACCUUUGUCAGCAAGGGCACGGUGCGGGCUUUCAUCAAAGAUCUCCAGCACGAGGCUGCUGUCUACGAGCGUCUCAAGCCAGUGCAAGGCGUCCACGUGCCCGUUUUCCUGGGUGCGGUUGACCUUCGAUCGAUGAACAAGACUUACUACUACGACCACCGGGUCUACGUGGUGCACUUGACAUUUUUGUCCUGGGGAGGCUGCAGCGUCGACGGAGCGCAGAGGGCUGGCGGCAUGAGCAGGUCGCUCGAAGACGAGGCCAUUCGGUCCUUGAGAGCCAUGCAUCGAGAGCGCGUGGUCCACAAAGACGUGAGGCUCGCAAACAUGUUAUUCAAUCCCGAGACCGGCGGGAUUAUGGUGAUCGACUUUGAACGGGCUUUGCUGCUCAACCCGCCUCGACGUCCGCUGGCGCAGCUGGUGCCGAACAAGCGAGCGUGGCAGUCGGAGACGAUGGAUGGCAAGAAGGUAACUGGUGAUUCGAGCAAGCGAAGUCGGUCAAGUCAAAGCUUUUUAGAGGAUAUCCGGUUGGCAAAGACGGCGUUCUUGGAGUGGAAUGCUAAGCCAUAG